Molecule: messenger RNA, 192 nt
Organism: Prunus armeniaca (apricot)
Lineage: Eukaryota; Viridiplantae; Streptophyta; Magnoliopsida; Rosales; Rosaceae
Source: the annotation of a GenBank genome assembly
AUGAGCAGCGUCAACAGCUUGUGCGGCAAGGGACGGAUGGUUUUGACAAUUUUUCGGGACACUGCUUUGACUUUAGCUUCUGCCUUGUAUGUGAAGGAGACAAUAAUGGAAAAGUUUGGCAACAAUGGAGGUUCUGGCUCCUCUGUUAGCAAGCGGUUUUUUGGAAAACGAACAGAGGCCAGCAGUAGUUAG